Molecule: messenger RNA, 2504 nt
Organism: Brassica rapa (field mustard)
Lineage: Eukaryota; Viridiplantae; Streptophyta; Magnoliopsida; Brassicales; Brassicaceae
Product: probable lipid desaturase ADS3.2, chloroplastic
Biological process (GO): very long-chain fatty acid biosynthetic process
Cellular component (GO): endoplasmic reticulum membrane
Molecular function (GO): palmitoyl-[glycerolipid] 7-desaturase activity
Source: RefSeq, a predicted model, not a curated record
UAAAUAAAUUUAUAGCAACAAAAAUGUUGCAUAUAUCAAAGCUAAUAGAAAAUUUUUAUCUAUAAAAUUAUAAAAAAGUUGAAUGAAAUAUUAACCAAAAUAUAGUACUAUAGGAUGUAAGUUGGGGACCUAAAGCAAUUGCUUAUAACAUAAUGAGCACGGCUCUGCGGCUCUGCCAACUUAAAACCAAAUCUUGUACUAGGUUAGUGGAACGUGUCACCACAAGUCACAGUGUCACACAACCAGUCUUUCUUACUUUUCGUCAUUUCCUGCAAAUGGCAACCACAGGACAAAUAAUUGGAGAUUAAUGAAUAAAAUUUAAAAACUUGCAAAAGUUUUUUUUUCCUUUAAGUUGCAAAAGUUAUAUGAUCAUUCUUUUGUAUGGCAAAGGGAUGCGUUACGUUUCUAGAGGAAUGAGUAAAAUGUUUUCCAUAAUUUUCACAGGGUAUAAUUUACUCUAAUUUCUGCGCAAUACGAACUUUAGUUUUCUUAAGAUAAAAAAGCAGUUGGUGGAAACGGGAAAGAAAAAGCAAAGCAUCCAUAAUUUCAUUAAUCAGCUAAACCGAAAAGAGAGGUAUCUAAUAUUUUUGAGGAAAUUUUAAUUUUACCUUAAAUUUGAUAUCACUUUUCAUAUUUACUUUUAAAUGAUAACCAUUCUCAUAAAUAUUUCAAUUCAUUAUGAAAAAAUAAAUAAAAUAAUAAUCUUUCUAAAUCAUUUAAAAAUUAUUUAUAGAAAUUUAUAAAUCCAACCCUACUCACUAAAUACUGAACCCUAAUUACAAUAAUCACUACUCUAAAUCCAAAUGCUAUUGUACUAAUGAUAGAGUAUAUUUUUGAAAAUUGAUAGCCAACUAAGUGUAUUUCAAGCAGUUUUUCUAUAUUCUUCUGUUUCUAAAUAUAUUUCAGAAUAUAUUUUUGUUUCGAAAAGGUUAGAUAUUUUUAUUUUAGGUAUCUUUAUUGCUAUCUUUUUCAUUUACUCUUAUAAUAUUAUUAUUUAAAAUAAAACUUAGAUAAUAUAAAUAAAACAAGUUUAUAAUAGAUAUUUCUAUAAAUUUCUUAAUAUAUAUGAAAUAUUAAAAUAUAUAUCAUUUAUUUAGAAAUGAAAACAUCAUAAUUGUAUAUGCUGCCAAUUUUUUUCUGUCCAACAAAAUAAUGCCGAUAAUUGUUCAAAAGGAAGACAGUUUUAUUUAUUUCGUUCUCUAGACAAUAUAACUCACUACAUCUUAGAUACCAUUUUAGUCAUGUGUAUAUAUAUAUAUAUAGUAGCAGAUUGGGUACGCAUGUAAAAGCAACAACUUCAAAAAACCUAUACUAAGGAACAAUGGUGUCUCUAUGUACAACACUCAAACCGCUUUCUCCUUUUUCACCAUUUGUUAAACAAGGUAACCUUAACUAUACUAGUGCCUUGUUGACUUAUCGAACAUCCAACUCUGCAAACUCAUUUUUGCCCAAACGAGGAGGAACCGUAGCUGUUCAUGAUGCACCGGACCAGGUCGAGAGCUCCUGCAGAAUACCCUUGACGGAGGUUGUGGCCGUGAGAAAGAAGAGUGCAUUUUGGGAAAGGAGUUGGAGUUCUAGGGACGUGAGAAAUGUAGUCGUAUUGGGUGGUGUCCAUUUGCUGAGCCUCUUCGCUCCAUUGUACUUCAGUUGGGCGGCUUUUAGGCUUUUUGUUUGCCUCCAUCUCACCAUUGGGAUGUGCAUCGCCUUGUGUUAUCAUAGGAAUCUUUCUCACCGAAGUUUCGAUCUACCAAAAUGGCUCGAGUUUAUCUUCGCUUAUGGUGGCAUUCUUGCUUUUCAGGGAGACCCAAUAGAGUGGGUGAGCAACCAUCGGUACCAUCAUAAACAUUGUGAUACACAACGUGACCCACACAGCCCUACACAAGGGUUUUGGUUUGGUCACUUCACUUGGUUAUUUGAUUCCGGUUCUAUCCUCAAAAAGUGUGGUGGAGAGGAGAAUGUAAAUGACCUUGUGAGGGAGCCCUUCUAUCGGUUUCUUCAGCGAACCUUACCUUUGCAUCUGAUAGCUUAUGGCUUUCUCCUCUAUAUUUGUGGAGGGAUGCCCUACCUCGUCUGGGGAAUUGGUGUGGCAACUGUAGUUCGACUCCACGGGACUCUUCUGGUGAACUCAGUUUGCCAUACAUGGGGAACACGAGCUUGGAACACACCUGACGUCUCCAAAAACAAUUGGUGGGCAGCGAUUAUAACAAUUGGAGAGGGAUGGCAUAACAACCAUCAUGCGUUUGAGUUCUCGGCCAGGGUGGGACUCGAGUGGUGGCAGCUUGACGUUACUUGGUGUCUCAUUUGUUUUCUCGAGGCUAUUGGUUUGGCCACUAAUGUAAAGUCACCUACUGAAGCUCAAAAGAAGAUAAUGUCCUUGGUCUGAUUAUCCUUAAGUUCUUACAUAAAUUAUCUUCUUAACUUGUAAUAUUCUAUCAAACUUUGUAACCAUGAUGUACCGUCAAUUUAUUCAUCAUCAAUUAAAAUUAUAAAGUCAUAAAUCUUAA